Eremothecium cymbalariae DBVPG#7215 is the source of this 468-nucleotide messenger RNA. RefSeq lists its product as uncharacterized. The record is from RefSeq and is a predicted model, not a curated record. Bases 1 to 468 code for a protein of 155 amino acids. The transcript has a single exon. Lineage: Eukaryota; Fungi; Ascomycota; Saccharomycetes; Saccharomycetales; Saccharomycetaceae.
AUGGAUUUGUUUUCUCGCCAUUUUGGCUGUCAGCGUUGUCGCUGCGAGAGCAUCACCAAAGCCCGGGUAACAUGCAUGCUCCCCGAUGCGGUUACCCGGCCGGCCACCCGGCUCCCAGCCCAACCCAGCUCAACCAAAGCUAGGUGUAGUCCAAGUUUUCAAUACGGUUCUGGAAUGCUGCAUGCUAGUCUAGAACCGGUGGAGGCACCCAGAUCUCUGCCCCGCAGCCGUAAUCGUCGCCCAGAUCGUUGGACAAAGCACAACAGCACCGGCUGUGGUGUGGCCCUCGAGGACGGCCUCAAGUGGCCCACAUCUACGAACAAGAACACUUGCGAUGCGCUGGGCAUCGCAGCGCUGCCGCCAACGGCGGACGGGGUGGCAGACAGCCUGCUGGUGCUGGCACACCGGCAAGCUGCACGGCGAGGCUGCCCGGCGGAGAGGUGCGGAGGGGCAGCAGAAGACGGGUAA